GGCGGCGGUCGCGAUAUUCGAAGGAUUGCGCGCGACAAAAGCAGCGUUUUCUGCAUCGCUCCCAUGUGAGAGAGAGGAAGAUCGCGGAGGAGACCCUGCAGCGGAGAUCCCAGCUCCACCGCCGGAGCCAAGAGCCAGACCUCCAUCGCGACAUGUCACCUGCACCCUCGCCAUUCACCCUUCUCUUCGUGCACUGAACAGCUUGUCUAGGCCAUGGCGACCGCAUUCCCGCGCACAUAUUGACCCCUUCCCAUGAUGCCAACGGUGGCUUAAUGCCAGCACAACCUCUCGGCUUGCGGAGGCGGCUACAUCUCUGAGAUCAUGACCCGGCGCAUCGUCCGGACGGGCGUCCAGCUCGGUCUACUCGCAUCUAUUGUCUUCCUACUCGUAUUCUUCCUCGACAACCGCUACCGCGUGCUCCCCCAGUCCAUCCACAGUCACCUACCGCUCCACCACGAAGGCCUGGUUAUCACCGAUAUUACCGUCCAAACCUGCUCAACCCUCAACCCCAUAUCGAAAUGCAAACUUGACCAGGACAAGUGGCACCGGGUGGAGAAGGAUCUCUAUCUCGGCACAGGCUGGGUCUCAAAGGCAUACGUGCAUAUCAAGCGCAAGAAAGAGGAGGAACUCACAGAUGAAGAUAAGGUCAUCAUAGACGUGCGCACAGGAAAAAUGGAUCCUGCAAUGAAUGAAAAGUCUCAGGCGUCCGAGAAGUGGGAAUCUCGUCCAGCAGGCGUCUGGAUCAAGCGGUCCGCGAAACGUCACACAAGCGACUCGAGGAAGGCUGUCACGGCGGUCGAUGUAUUGUUCGGGUCAGACGCAGCUGAUCCACGCCCCGGCUGGGAACUGGUCCAGAACGGAGCCUUGCGUUUAGACACCGGUGGCGACAACAAGGAACCGCGGCUUACUAUUCGAAGGGGACAGCCCCACAAGAUAGAAAAGCCAGUACCACGAAUCAGGAAGGACGGCAAAUUCAAGAUCCUUCAGGUGUCCGACCUCCACCUCAGCACCGGACUUGGUACAUGCAGAGACCCAGAACCAAAAGAGCACAACGGCGGUCAUUGUGAUGCCGACAUUAGAACCCUUGAAUUUGUGGAAAGGGUACUCGACGACGAGAAGCCGGAUCUCGUAGUAUUGUCCGGUGAUCAGGUUAAUGGCGACACCGCCCCAGAUGUCCAAACCGCUAUCUUCAAGAUCGUCGACGCGCUCGCGGAGCGUAAAAUACCUUAUGCUGCCAUUUUCGGCAACCACGAUGACGAAGGCACCCUUUCGCGCUCCGCUCAAAUGUCGCUAUACGAAUCCCUUCCCUACUCCCUUUGCGAUGCGGGUCCCAAUACCAUCGAGGGCGUCGGCAACUAUUAUGUCGAGAUCCUUGCUCAUGGGGCCAACAAGCACUCAGCUAUCACGCUGUACUUUCUUGAUACCCACAGUUACUCACCGGACGAGGCUCAUUUCAAGGGCUACGACUGGAUUAAGCCGAAACAGAUUACCUGGUUCAAGGAUACUGCUGAAAGGCUGAAAGAGUCACAUGCCCAUUAUACCCACACCCAUCUGAACAUGGCCUUCAUCCACAUUCCCCUGCCCGAAUACGGUAUAAAGGAGAACGAAUAUGUCGGCACCUGGAAAGAGCGAGUCACCGCUCCCGGUUUCAAUACGCACUUCAAGGACGCUUUAGUGGAGCAAGGCAUCAAAGCAGUCUCCUGCGGGCACGAUCACGUCAAUGACUACUGUAUGCUCUCUAAGGACCCAAAGAGUGGUGAGGGCGAGCUGUGGAUGUGCUAUGCCGGCGGCAGCGGCUUCGGAGGCUACGGAGGGUAUGAAGGCUACCAUCGCCGACUUCGGGUCUUCGAGAUCGACACCAAUCAGGCCCGCAUAUCAACCUGGAAGAGACUUGAAUACGGCGACACUGGCUCAAGGCUUGAUGAGCAGGUCAUCGUGGACUCUGGGAAAGUACUUCCUCCUCAGAGUCAGUAACAACCAUAUAAGACACUAUAGCACGGGGACAGGAGUUCAUGGGUAUCUAGGUAUUCCGCACAGCAAGGCGUUUCAGGUGUUCGAAUAAGGAUACAAUCAAGUUUGGUUAUGGGAUCGAGGACAUACCCGGAAAAUGGGGGCCUGUUUCGUUGGUAAUUCUAUUUCGUAUCCCUUUUCCAACCAUCACGGAUGAAAAAUGGGGUUGGUUGUCAAA
This is a messenger RNA of Trematosphaeria pertusa, 2188 nucleotides long. Its product is annotated as phosphoesteras-like protein. The coding region runs from base 322 to 1974 and encodes 550 amino acids. Gene Ontology annotation, molecular function: phosphoprotein phosphatase activity. The record is from RefSeq and is a predicted model, not a curated record. Gene Ontology annotation, cellular component: cytoplasm. NCBI's taxonomy places the organism in Eukaryota, Fungi, Ascomycota, Dothideomycetes, Pleosporales, Trematosphaeriaceae. The transcript has 3 exons.